GAACGUGAUGUUUGAUUGUAAAACACAACAGGUGUGACGUCACUAUUUUAAUGAUCUAUUACAGGAAGGAUAGUCCAAGGUAAAUAUUUUACACGUGAGCCGUCCGACUGACUUCACGGCGAUGUCCCUCUACAACGUAACCUUACUGGGACUUAAUGACGGAACCUUCUACCCCCUUCACGUGUCCGCCAUCGUCUGUAUGUCCUGCAGUUUGCUCGCCUCCAUUGUCGUAACUGCCCUAUCGUUUAAGACUCACAAGAAAGGCUUCUACCUCUGGCCUAGGAGUGAGCGAUUCGUGGUGUACCUAGCGUUAUGUGAAGCUAGUUUUAACUUUAUCCACAUGUUUGACCACGUUACCAUGAUCACGGAGCGGGACCAUGUCCACCCUCUUGAACUGUGCCAGUUUUAUGCUUUUUUGAUGGUGCUUUUGGUGACUACUAAGAACUUGGUUUUGGUCACUAUUGCCAUAAACGGGUUUCUGUUGAUUCGGUUCCAGCGGCAGAUGGAGUUCGGGACCAGGGAUUGGAGGCUAUUUGCGGUAACACUGGGGAUCCCUUCUUUCUAUUGCUCUGUGGCUCUGUCCCUCCAACAGCUUGGGCCGGCAGGUGCUUUCUGCCUAGUGAUACCCGGAAUAUCAACUUUCCUGAUGACAAUCAUUCCUUUCAUCCUUAUCUUACUGGUCAACACAACGCUCUACUCACUCACGUGGUUUCACAUACGAAGAGAUGCUCAACAAAUCAGAAGUGUAAUUGGUGCGCAGGCGCAGUCUGGAACUUCCUAUAUUCAGGCGGCCAAGACUAUGACGAUGUUUAUAACAGUUUUUACAAUUCAAUGGUGGGCGGUGACAGUGUACGGUAUAUGGCAAAUCAUAUCACACGACGUGCCCUCCAUUGUAUAUAUUUUUGUUGUUAUUUUUACCAACAUAGGAGGAUGCCUGAAUCUGAUCGUGUUUAUAUCUAUUCAGAAAAAGCGUAGACGGAUUGUGGCGCUUGAUACCAAGGUUCAAACGUCACGUCUACCUGUAAAUGUGAACCCGUUUCAGGUGAACGCCAAUUUCACGUCAGACAAAGUGAAAGCUCAGAAUACAAACUCCACAGGAAUUAACACAUCCUCAGAAAAGAUUGAACGCCAUUCCAUUGCAGAUGCCACUGUUUGAUACUGUCAACGAUUCUGUUUUUUUACCAUGUUAUCCCAAAAUUAUA
Molecule: messenger RNA, 1202 nt
Organism: Saccostrea cuccullata (small rock oyster)
Lineage: Eukaryota; Metazoa; Mollusca; Bivalvia; Ostreida; Ostreidae
Exons: 2
Coding region: 122-1156 (344 amino acids)
Biological process (GO): adenylate cyclase-activating G protein-coupled receptor signaling pathway
Cellular component (GO): plasma membrane
Molecular function (GO): G protein-coupled receptor activity
Source: RefSeq, a predicted model, not a curated record